Scleropages formosus (Asian bonytongue) is the source of this 3993-nucleotide messenger RNA. RefSeq names its product abhydrolase domain containing 13 (gene abhd13). Gene Ontology annotation, molecular function: palmitoyl-(protein) hydrolase activity. The transcript has 2 exons. Gene Ontology annotation, cellular component: membrane. The record is from RefSeq and is a predicted model, not a curated record. NCBI's taxonomy places the organism in Eukaryota, Metazoa, Chordata, Actinopteri, Osteoglossiformes, Osteoglossidae. The coding region runs from base 394 to 1407 and encodes 337 amino acids.
UGCAACUCUACUAUUGCGAAACUGCUGAGUAGAACACUAUAGUGUAUCAUCAUAUUAAACGGAUUCCUACGACAUAGAUGGCGAUACGUACCUUACACUCGAUUAUACACGUAUUUUAUCGCAACAGUGAAUAAAUAAAGAUUAUCUAGAGAGAGCGAGAGGCCGUGGAGUUGUUGUAGUCGGGAACCGUUUGAGAGUGACACCGCCGCCCGGCUUGAGCUCAAGCGGCCGACAGCGUCCAGCACAGGAACUCAACUGGGAGACCAAAACCGACAACCCGUUUCAUGGUUUCUGUCAUUAUUUCCACCGUGUUGACUGGCACUUCAGCAGGAUGAGAGAAAAAUAGGAUAUCUGGUCUGUGAAAAGAGGGCCUCUUUUGUUCCACAAACCACUAUGGAGAAGCCAUGGAGGCUGUGGGGGGUGAUCGAGAGGUGGCUGCUGGCCAUAGGCUCCUGGUCUUGGAGUGUGUGCCGCAUCUCCCUCCUGGCGCUCAUCCUCACCUUCCAUUUGUAUGGGGGCUUCCUGCUGCUGGGUCUCAUCCUGGUUUCUAUAGCUGGGAUCCUGUACAAGUUCCAGGAUGUGCUUCUUUACUUCCCUGAUCAGCCCUCCUCGUCACGUCUCUAUGUCCCCGUACCUACAGGGGUCCCUCACGAGAACAUUUUCAUCAGGACCAGAGAUGGUGUGCGCCUCAACCUCAUCCUGUUGCGCUACACAAGCGAAAACCCUGGUCCUGCACCCACCAUCAUCUACUUUCACGGCAAUGCAGGUAACAUUGGGCACCGCAUCCCCAAUGCGCUUCUUAUGCUGGUUCACCUGAAGGUGAACGUGGUGCUGGUAGACUACCGGGGCUAUGGGAAGAGCGAGGGUGAACCCAGUGAAGAGGGUCUUUACCUGGAUGCUGAGGCUGCCUUAGACCAUGUGAUGACCCGACCUGACGUGGACAAGACCAAGGUCAUUCUUUUUGGGCGAUCACUAGGGGGUGCAGUAGCAGUGCAUCUGGCCUCAGGAAACCCCCACCGUGUGGCAGCCAUUAUUGUGGAGAACACAUUCUUGAGCAUCCCCCAUAUGGCAAGCACCCUAUUCUCCUUCUUGCCCAUGAGGUACCUACCACUCUGCUGCUACAAGAACAAGUUCCUGUCUUACAGGCAGAUUGUGCAGUGCCGCAUGCCUUCGCUGUUCGUGUCGGGCCUGUCCGACCAGCUCAUCCCCCCUGUCAUGAUGAAGCAGCUGUAUGAGCUUUCACCCGCACGGACUAAACGCCUGGCCGUCUUUCCUGACGGCACGCACAACGACACAUGGCAGUGCCAGGGCUACUUUACUGCCCUCGAGCAGUUCAUCAAGGAGCUCCUGAAGAGCCACGCUCAGGAGGAAACCGUCCAGUCCACAGCCAGUGUGACCAUAAUUUAAAGCCCUUGUCCCUUGCCUUUCACUUUGGGCAGGGACAGAUGAUAAUAGAAUGUGCAUUUCUAACCUUUUAUUAUCUUGUUUUCCUUUGUAAAAUUCUAUUAGAAAAAAUGGUGUGGAAUGACUGGCCAAGGUAUGGAAAUAAAGUCAGAAUGCCUUUGAGUCACUGUUAUGAAUGCAUGCUAAACUUCUAUAAAGGCUAAAUUUCUGUUAGACCUUAAUUCACCCAUACAAUGAAACAGACGUAGCUGCCAGAGAGGUCAUGGUCAUUGGUGUAUGAAGGUGUACGAAGCAGUGGCGGCUGCUUAAGGUAGUAAAGAAACAGGACAGUGGUCCUUAAAAUUUCAGAAACGAGUUAACAUAUAUUGGCAUGUAAAAUGUGUGAAAUAAGCUAAAAAUACACAAAAUAAUAUAUACCAAACCAAAUUGAAUACAGCAUAAGUAAAAGUUACCCCUGAAAAUCUUUAAUUACCAGAGGAUGUAAAUGUGGCAUUAAUUCAUUUGUUCGUUCAUGUCUUUACUCAUCCCUGCUGGCUUUUGUUGGUUGCAGUUAGUCACAUGGGUAGGUAAAAUGGGGGAGGGAAAUGAUAUCACCGAAAGACGGUUAUAGCCCAAGCCCUAAUCACUAGUAGUGGUAAGUGGCAUUAUUGCCACCGUUUAUUCACUGAUCAGUUGCAUAUGAAAAUGUUUCAAUUCAACUGUAAAUACAUUUUCAUCAUUAAAAGUUUUGAUAAUACAGUUCCAUAGUUUUUAUACAGUACUUGGUAUGAGUUUGCCAUUACACAUAUGGCACAUUAGCCAGAAUUUUUUUGAAUUGCUUUAAAAAAAAAAGUUGACUAUCAUUGUUUUAAGAUUCUCUUUAAGUAGCUACAGUAUUGUCUCAGGCAAAAAUGUUUACAUUUAGCGUCUCUUAAAUGCUUCAACACUCAAUUAUAUCCAGUCUCAACUUGCAGUAUGAAAGCAAGGUUCUAAUGUUGUUAGGGACAGAAAUGGAAAGACCACAGCUCUGUUUCUACAACUGUGAUGAAAUGGUGGUAAUGGUUUUUUUUUUUUUUAAAAAAAAAAAAAAUGUUGAACAAUGUGGUAAUCCAGUUUACCACAACUGUCUUAUACAAAUACAUAACUUCUUUCUGCCCAUUUUCAGACACACCAGCUGCCACUGAUAACAGCAUAUGCUUGGUGUUUAGAACUUCUCACCGAUAAUGUACAAAUUUAACAGGCAGUACUGAUUUGAGGUUUUAGUGGGGUCACAGCAGAAUUACUUAUGUAAGGCUGGUGGCUACAAAAGAAGUCCAAUGAAAUUUUUACUCCCAUUGAGUGGUUCUGAUGGUCUCUUUCAUAGUUCAGUCUUUUGGCUCUAAGAACAGGAGCAGCUUCAAGGCCAUUGACAUCCCUAAAAUGCAUCAGCUGUGGGGGAAACAAACUGUAGGGCAUUGCACCAACAUUGUGGGGUUUUUCUAAGGAAGUACAGCCAUUGUACCACAGUACAAACAUUACAGAAGGUUCAUAGACAUAAUACUGUUUGGUAACUACUUCCUGGCUGGAUUUUUACCAGUGAAUGUGUUAAGGGUGCAAUGUUUUUAAAUCACACAUCUUUGACAUGAGUUUUUGAACAUUUUAAUGAGCAAAUUAAGUAUCUGCCUGUCUUCCAGGGUUGACAACCAUUAAAAUGAAAAGUCAUUACAGAUAAAUUUUAAAGAAUUGAUUAAAAAAUGUGUAUUCCACUAUGUCAGAAAUGUGUCUAGUCUGUUGUGUGUUAAUUAAAAGGGGCUGUGUCAUAAUGGAUGUGACUGGAAAAUGAGUCGUACUAGAAGCACUUUGAACUUCCUGUUAAAUUCGGGAAAGAUGGCUUUCAGUUUGUGGGCACAGGAAGUGCUGGCUCCCUCUGCUGGCACCUGAGGAGUUUGCACACUUGCUAUUGGUCUGGGACUCAUUGUGGUGAAGCUCAGAAAUGACACAUUUUGUCAAGCAUUGUAUGUCUUGUAUGAUCCUAAUGGGUUUUAUUUCGAUACUUUAUUCGUCUGUUGGGGUAAUCUACGGGCUGUUUUGGCACUUACAUUUAUUAGAACUACAAACAAAAGGAACGUAAUUUUGAGUGAUGUGAAUAAAGAAAAUGAAUAAAUACAAUGAAGUUGCUGACUGAAGAUUUUGAAAGUCAUUAAUAGGUGUGCAAAUUUGUGCAGGUACUGUAUCCUUCAGAUGUUUUACAAAAUGGCCUUAUAUUUUUCUAAAUUUUUUUUAAAUUAUCAUUAUUUACUAUUUUAGAAUGCAUUGAAACCUUUGACAUGAGAACACAAUGUGAUGACGUCUUCAGUGUUCACACCCACACAAUGCAAUGUGCCAUGGUUUAUUGAAUGUGUACAGAAAUUCAAGGUGCAUUAUGAGUUUCACUCUCGUUUACAGUACCAAAAUGGCUGCACAUUGAAUUUGUUUUUUCUAUUUAUGGAAGGCAUGCAUUUUGGAUGGAUCAUCAUCCCUUUGUAUUCUGACCAUGAAAGCCCUUUUACUGCGCUAAUGUAAUGGAGUGUGAGGUUUUUAAUUUUUUUUUUUUUUUUAGAUACAGUCACAGUUUCUAUUUUCUGUACUGUU